Messenger RNA from Opisthorchis viverrini, 1433 nucleotides. RefSeq lists its product as hypothetical. Gene Ontology annotation, molecular function: ATPase activator activity. Lineage: Eukaryota; Metazoa; Platyhelminthes; Trematoda; Opisthorchiida; Opisthorchiidae. Gene Ontology annotation, cellular component: sodium:potassium-exchanging ATPase complex. The record is from RefSeq and is a predicted model, not a curated record. Gene Ontology annotation, biological process: potassium ion import across plasma membrane; sodium ion export across plasma membrane; intracellular potassium ion homeostasis. The transcript has 5 exons. Bases 1 to 870 code for a protein of 289 amino acids.
AUGUAUGGAAGUAAAGAUGAUCAAAAACAGGCAUUCCUACAGAAUCCAAAACCGAAGAAGGUUACUAAGAAUCCCUGGAUCGAUUAUGUGUUCUGGACAGAUGACCGAACAACAAGACACAUCAUGGGGAGAAGUUUUACCGGAUGGCGUAUGUGCAACUUUAUUUCUAAUGUUUAUUACCUUGCAGUCAAAUUGUGGACAUUCCACUUUGUCUUAUACGUGAUAAUGCUCAUAAUCAUGACUGGACUAUUGAUUAUCAUUUAUCAGCUGAUCAUCAGCAAUGAUGAACCGUAUUUGACGGGUAUGAAUAGCCCGUUGGCCCUUUCACCAGGUCUUGGAAUGCGGCCUCGGAUCGAUUUCCGCACUGCGUUAAUCGCUUACGAAGCAUCUGAUCCACAAACCUAUAUGCCCUAUGUUCAGAACAUACGCACCUUUGUUUACCUUUACGAAGAAGUGAAUAUCAAACCACAAGACGGUUUCGCAACGUGUGAACAAAACGUCAAAUCACCGGAUAACAUGGACUUAGUGUGCAAGUUCUAUCCAGUCGAAAUGGGCCUCUGUGUGAAGGAAAACAAUUAUGGUUACGACAGGAGUCAGCCUUGUGUUGUGCUGAAAAUUAACAAGGUGCAGUCCGAGUUCUCUUCCUCGUGUAUGGAUGGCUACCUGAUAUUGUCAAUUCAUCGUUAUCACCCAACCCUCUCGUCCGUUGCCGUGGCCAGAACCCACAAGAUUUGGAGAAUUUUGGCGUCGUGCACUAUUAUCCGAAUGUCACUGUUGACGGUGUCGUAUACGGCUACUUCAGCAACCUAUAUUUCCCAUACUUGGUUCAAGUGGCAUAUCGAUCUCCGCUUGUGGCGGUGCAGUUCAUGAGCCCAAAAAGACAUGUGCUGCUGAUGGUUCGGUGUGAAUUGCUCAACAUACGACAUCCUGGGGAACCUUUGGACUUCGAAAUUUUGGUUGAUUGAUAUGCAUUCCUUCUCACGCACCAUGGGCAAUACUAGUUUGUUCUAUCCUUCUAUUUUCUAGCCGAAAAGCUGUUCUGGUUUAGCCUUUUUGCGUACCGCCAUUUUUGACAUGCAUAUUUUCACCUUUUCAAUUUGAUUGGCUGAGAUCUGCCGUAGGCUAUGUACAGAUGUUGUUGAAAUAUUUUUUUCGUAUACAUUCCAUCUAAACGCAUGUUCAUUGGGAAAUCAAGCUCCCGGUUUCUGUGUGUGGGUUCGUGAUAGGCUAUGUCAGAUGUUGUUGAAAUAUUUUUUCGUAUACAUUCCAUCUAAACGCAUGUUCAUUGGGAAAUCAAGCUCCCGGUUUCUGUGUGUGGGUUCGUGAAUUUCUACCAGUAAGUUGAGAUAUGUCUGUACAAAGUACCCAUCAUGAUUUUCAUGCUACAGUGUACCAAUUAUGGCCAUAUGCAACGUUGUAAAUUUCUCGUGCGC